Molecule: messenger RNA, 3171 nt
Organism: Pygocentrus nattereri (red-bellied piranha)
Lineage: Eukaryota; Metazoa; Chordata; Actinopteri; Characiformes; Serrasalmidae
Gene: wfdc1
Product: WAP four-disulfide core domain 1
Exons: 7
Coding region: 440-1072 (210 amino acids)
Biological process (GO): regulation of cell growth
Cellular component (GO): extracellular region
Molecular function (GO): peptidase inhibitor activity
Source: RefSeq, a predicted model, not a curated record
UUCGUUCCAACAGCCACAUUUAACCCCCUCCUCAGAAUAACCAAUGGGCGGACAGCUGCCUCAUUCUUCUCUCUCUUUUCUUUACUCAUCUCACUUUCUUUCUCUCUUACUUCUACCACGCUGCUUCUUUUCUCCAGUUUUUUUCCCCCCAAACGGACACAAUGCCCAGUAGGAACUGGGUUGUGUGAGCGCACAGGGACACGUCUAAGGCACCGGCUUAAAGGCAGAGAGGGAACUGCAGGGAACUGCCUACACACACACACACAGACAGACUUUGAGAGGAAGCCACAGCAUAAACACACCAAAACACAAACUGGCAAGCAGGCUCCACACAGUGGGAUAAAUCUUCAAAGAGUGGGAUUCACUGAGAAGAGGAGAACCAGAGGAGAAGAAAAGGCAGAAAGAGAGAAGAGGCAAGAGGAGUAAAGGAGAAAGGGCAAUGGCAGGCGCUCAGGUCCGGCUGCUGCUGGCCUGCCUGCUGCUGCUGCUGGACGAUGGCUCAGGGAACGCCCGCAGGCUCAGGAGGAGAGGACUGAGCCAGAAGGACUACGAGUAUCCCAGCCAGUCCCAGUCCACUCAGUAUCAGAAGAAUGACCGGUGUCCACCCCCGCCACAGAUGCUGCCCGAGCGGGCAUGUGAGGUACCAGGCUGCCGCUCAGACUCCGAGUGUGAGAGACACAAACGCUGUUGCUACAAUGGCUGCAUCUAUGCCUGCCUGGAGUCAGUUCAGCCUCCACCUGUGCUGGAUUGGUUGGUGCAGCCAAAGCCACGGUGGCUGGGUGGAAAUGGUUGGCUCUUAGAUGGACCAGAGGAGGUUCUACAGGCUGAGGCAUGCAGCACUACAGAGGAUGGGGAUGAGCCUUUGCACUGUCCUACUGGGUAUGAAUGCCACAUCAUCAACCCUGGAAACCCCUCAGCUGGAAUCCCCAACCGCGGCCAGUGUAUCAAACAGCGUGGGAACUCAGAUGGUCGUAGCCUGAGGCACAAGUACUUCAAAGAUUACAAGGAUUACUUAGGCAGUAACUCCAACAAUGCAGUGAGCUACGAAAAACAUCACAAGCACUUAGGAUGAAAAGCAGGUGACCUCCACAGCUCUACAGACUCCUUCCAACAGAACUUGGACUUUGAUGGCCAGCUUUACCAUCAACAAUCCAGCAAAUCCAGCCUUCCUCUUCUGUUCAAACUGGUUAAAUUUGGUGCUGUACAUUUUAGGUGCUACAAUGAAAAGCAAGGUCAACAUUUCCUACCUCUUCCACAAACCAAAACACAGAAGAGACCAGAGACAAAGUAGGCUACUUUGAGAUGCUAGUUAAUGCUAUGUCCUCACACACACUCUUUCAUAUAUACACAUAACUGAGAACAGAAACCAUAUGCUCUGAAAGCCAAAGGCAUGUAUGUUAAAGUUCUGAGAUAUUUGAUAUAAGCUGGACCUGAAGAAUAAGGAGCAUACCAAAGAUACCUUUCUAGGUCCCUUGCUCCAGAAAAGACAGGGAACAAAUGUCUGCACACAGUAGUAUUCCAGUUAUACAGAAUACUGGGCUCCAUAUUCAAAAUGAUUACACACAUACACACCCUCAGCUCACACCUUCGGGCUGAGUGAAGACCGGCCAGCAGGAAAUCAAGACCAUGUGCUGCUCUGUUCUUUGCAAUCCCAGCAGGCCAACAGGAUGAGAGGUAGACUGGAGAAGGGAUUUGUGGGAAACUACAGUCAGCAGAUCAUAGUGUACAGUAUAUUCUACCUUCACUGGAUGCCUCUCAACUUCUGCUCGCACAGGAGGUAUUUAUUCUUCAUCCUUUAACACCUCUUACAACUCUUAAUGCUAUCAGGCUGGAGGAGGCAGUGCAGUGUCUGGAGUUGCCUUAAAUCCCUUUCAUUACCAUUUUUUUCUUUCUAAGUCUUGAGAGAAUGUGGCUAAUCAGUCAUACCUGUCAUUAAACUACCAGCUCUAAUUUCAAUUUCUUAAAUGUUCAGAUCAGAUCUAAAACCUAAUCCCCUUAAAGGAGCACUUUUCAAUCUAAUCUCCAAAUGCAUGUAAUAAGACAUCGAUUACCACAGAUGGUAAUUUGGAUGGAUUUCCUUGUACAGAAUUGAACUGCACUGAACAGAAAACCAGGCGACUCAAAAACAAUAAAAGACAAUGCACUGGCUUGUUAUGAGUUUGUAAAUUAAAGGACAGUUUUAUCUUGUUUAAAACAGCCAGAAAAAAAAGACAAUAGAAACAUCUUGAAGCAACUACCCAUUGGCGUUCAUUGUAAGAAUUUGGAGUGAAUUGGGUUUGUUUUGUUGUUUAUUUUUUAAACUUGGUGCAGGAAAAUGAUUGUCUCUGCUAAUCAACCACACAAUACAGAUGGACACAUGGACAGUAGGUUGAAAAACACUGGAAUACACCUUUGAGCCGCACAAGUGAUCAAUUAUUGCAAAUGUACAGCGGAGAACAAAAACGUCUGACAACACUAAAAACCUAGGAUGUUUUUAUGUAAACCUGGAAGUAACAACAGCUUUUAAAAUUUUCAAACAAGUUAGGACAACUUCUAGGUCAUUACUCAAACUUAAGCACUUGUGACACUGACCAUCGCACAAAAAGGUCAGAUUUGAGUCGUAUACUUUCCAUAGAAGCACAUCAGGUGACUCUCAGGUGGAUUGGACCUACUAAUCAGAGGCUUUUGCACAAACUUGUGGAGUUCAUGCCAGCUCAAGCGCUAAAUAUAGGGAGACUGAUAUUAAAGAAUUUCUAAAUUCAUGAAAAUUCAUGAUUCACUCCAGUUAUGCUGAUAACGUUUUCAAUGUUAUACUACAAAAAAAAGUUUGCAUUAAACCAUAAAAGAGUGCAAACAGAAGCACUUUCAUUAGCGUUAUCAGACACAUCAUGCAUUGCAUGUGCCAUAAAUUAAGUUUUUUGGGGGGAGUGUUGUGUGAAGGACACCCAACCAGAAGCAAUGCAGUAACACUCAAACCAACCACUACAAUGUACAUGAAUGGUGCCUUGUCAAUUUCACAUGGUGCUCUAAUAUACUUGCCAAUAUUACAUGUUGUUCAGUAAGCUCAUGGUUCAGCCCUCACAUUUCAGGCUCGCCACACUCAGAUUUAAGCUAUGGGAGUCUGAAAGGGAAACGGAUAAAUACUGCAAUUGUACCAUUAUUAAUCCCAAAUAAAAUGUCUGACAAACCUUU